UGUUCGGCACGCAUGCGGCUUGGGACGCGCAGAAUUUAAAUUUCCAACUGAAGACCAACGGAUCGCACGGAAGCUCAACCAAGAGUCGGAGUUCUGUUUACGUCGCUAACUUUCCGCUCUUUUGGGAGCUUUUAGCUGGUUCUGGUGUUCAGAAUGGACCCGUUUACAGAGAAACUCCUGGAGCGAACUCGCCAGAGGCGAGAGCUACUGGCCCAGAAGAUGGCAGAGAGGCCCACACCAACUCCCCGCAAGCGUAUGUUGGAGAGAAUGCCACUGAGAGACACUGAGAACGUACAGGACAAUCAGGAGGAGGAUUCUCCCAAUAAGAAGCCUCGGGCACAUGAUGCUGACCAGACGGAGGCCAAGGCCGCCGCGGUGGAGAAGCUGCUUGGUAAAUCCGGAGGCCACGGUACGGCAGGGCUGCGUUCUCGUAUGCAGGAACUAGCCAGUCAGCGCAGGAAAUGGGAGCGAGGUGAGGUUCAGGUAGAGCAGGAGGCACCAGCUGCACCCAGUACUGUAGACCAGGCCCUCUCCCCCACACCAAAGCCCAGAGCACAGCCUGCAUCUGCAUCCUCCUCCAGCAGGGGGCGCUUUGCUCACCUGGCUGCAAAGCAGAACAGCUGGGAGGAUGACACCCACAACCAGGGAUUUGGUGCUAUGCACAGGGAGGAAAAGAAGAAGCAGGCCCCCAAAGCUCCUGUACAGACCAGUGUCCAGAAACGCCAGGCUCCCACCAUUCCCAAGGAGGAGCCUCAGAAGAAAUCGGCCAACACAGGUGGUGGAUUCUGGGGAGGCAAGGAGCCCCGUCUGAGUGUCAGUGAGUCAAAGCCUGUCCACAAACCAACUGUUAAGACAGCAGAGAGCAAGAAGCCCACACCAGCCCCUGCUAGUGACAAGCCUGCUUCUUCCAGCCCCUUUGUAAGUGGCAGAGCUGCACUGUUUGACAAGCAAACACCGAAACAAACUCCAACAAAAACUGUCAAGGAGACAAAAGCACCAGUCAAGACCUCCCAGCCGCCCAGUACGGACAAUGGUGAGGUUGUGGAGGAGAAGCCAGUGUCUGUCAAGUUUGCUGCACAGUUGUUUGCAGCUCAAGAGGAAAAGGCAAAAAGGGAAGCCAAAAACACAUGGUUAGUCCAAAAGGAGAAGCUGAAACAGCCUGCAAAGCCUGCUGGGAAUGGCAGGUUUGGAGACAGGAUACCUGCCAAGGAGCCCGUGAAAGAGACUCCAGUCACACCUGCUGAGCAGGGUACUCCUGCCAACAAGGCCGGUCCAGCGACUAAGUCUGUUCAUGACCGUCUGAGAGAGGCUGCUCAGAACAGGCAGCGGGAGAAUGACCCGGCAGCACAGAUGAAGAAGGAGCGGCAGGCUGAACUGGCCCAGCUCAAGAACCGCUGGGAGAAAUGGGGAGUCAAGAAGGACGAGCCCAGUGAGGAGACCACAGCUGCCCCAAAGACUGAGUCUGCGGCCCCCUGUUUCACACCAUGGGACAAACCCAAGCAGAGACAACAGAAACAGGAGCCUGAACCUGAGAGUGAGGAGGACUCAGAAGAAGAGGAGAUGUCAGGUGUUGAAGAAAGCAGUAACAAGCCAAAAGAACCAGAGGUGCCCAGUGUACAGGAGGAAGAGGAUGAUGAUGAGGAGGAGGAAGAUGAGGAGAAGAACAUGACUAAAGAUCUAGAUGAUCUACUUGAUGAGGUGAUAGAUUCUCCCCCGGUGAAGGAUCCCACCCCACCACGCAAACAGGAGCCCCGCAGACAGGAGCCCCGCAGACAGGAGCCCCGCAGACAGGAAAAGGCAAAGAAGGUGGCCUUUACUGCUGAGUCAACCGGCCCCAAGAUCCCCAAGUCCAGUUCAGCAGAGAGUGUGGUGCCCUCUUCUGUUGAGGAGGUUGAUGAACGGCCACUCAUGUACAGUUUGGAGUGUUACAGGUCAAUGCGCAAGUCCAAGUCAAGACCCAAUGCUGUCAAAACCAUUGUGCGGAACCACAAGCCCGCCAGUAUUGCUAGUGAUGACGAAGGCGCUGCACCAAGUCCGGAGGUCCCAGCAAGGCCCAGUCGCCGGGUACCCAUCAAGGACAAGGUCAAACAUCUCAUGGAGCAGGUGUCCACCCAGCAGACCAUCGUCCACCAGGCCAGCCAGGCGCUGAACGUCUGCCGUGAUGCGGAACACGGGAAGGGCUCUGCGGAGGAGGUGGAGGCUGAAAGGCUGCUGCUGAUUGCAACUCAGCGGCGUCUGGCUCUAUUGGCAGAGACACAGCGUCUGAAGAACCUGGGCCCUGAUGGUGAGAGGGAGGAGGCUAUGGAAGGAGCCAAGCCAUGCAGAGGGACCCUGACCAUCACCGACAUCAAACUCCCCCUGAAGGGCGAGUUUCUCUUCUCCCUGAAGGAGGGGAACGUCCCCGGGGAUGACUACUUCUUCUGUCUGAUCUACAACGGCCCUGAGAAGGUCAUCCCCACCAUGAUGCUCAGUACGGCCGACAAGAUUGCCGGGGACAGUCUGUGGUUCACCAACCACAUCGUCCUCAACGACAUCAACAGUAACUUUGACGUCAAGAUCGAGGUGUACAACAUGCGCAUGAAGCGGCUCAAGCCCGACAGCCAACAGAAGUCUGCCCUGGGCAGUCUUCUGGGCAUGCCCUCCCCCAAGCUGAAGAACCUGGCACCAAAGAAGAUUUUCACCAACAUCAUGGGCAAAGACUCCUCCAUGAGCCCCCUGCUGCGGAGCCUGGGGGGUCCCAGCGCUGUUCGUAACAGCAGCUUUGUCCUGAUGGGGGAGACUCACAUCAGGCUGUGUGACGUGCGGAAGACCCAGUUCACCCUGGACAAGGUCCCGUUCCUGUCCCCCCUGCAGGGACACGUCCAGGUGCGCAUCCACUGCCACAUGGACAGUGGUGUGGAGGAGAGGGGCUUCCUCACCAUGUUUCAGGAUGUGGGUGGAUUUGGAUCCUGGCACCGUCGCUGGUGCGUCCUGUCCAACUGGCGGUUGGCGUACUGGACCUACCCUGACGAUGAGAGGAGGAAGGACCCCAUCGGAGUCAUUGACGUGGGCCAGUGUAUCACCAAGAACAUCACCACAGUGUCCAGAGAGUGGUGUGCCCGUCCCAACACCAUCGAGAUUUUGUGUUCCCGGCCAGUUAAGGAUGAUGACAAGGACACCAUUGUGGACACUGUGGACUGGAAGAACAAGACAGUCACUACCAAGCACUGGAUAUCAGCAGACACCAAGGACGAGCGAAUCCAGUGGAUAGCACAGCUGAACAAGGCUCUCACCAAUCUGCGCAUGUGGUCUGCCAAGAACUAAAAAACUUGAAGCCAUUUUUAUAUUCAAUGCUAUGAUAUCUGUAUGUAAUCAUGCCUUUGUAUAGCAGUAUUGUAAUGGCAUCAUUCACUUCUGUACUGUCCAUCUCUCCAUACUGUACUUCAAAUAUAUACAAUUGCUAUCAUUAUUUUAAAUCAUAGAGGGUCAAAUAAGGUGAAGUUAUAGUCUUGCCUACCACUUAAUACCUCUUAUAACUACAGACAGGCUGGGGGUUAUGAUUAUGAGCUAGUGUCAAUUUGAGAAACUUAAAUAAUUCUCGAUACCAAAAAAAUAAGGGAUUUGUAUGAUUUACACCGAACAAUGCAAAUGUGCCUGGCAACAGUGAUCUACUGUGGGGAAAGGGUUUAGACUGAGCAGAGAAUUUACUAUUGGUAUGAUCCAACAUACUUAUUUCCAACCCCUUGCUUGUAUAUAGAACCUGUAUUAUUGCUAUACUAUCAUCAUAAUUCAUUCCCAAAUCAUAUGCAUA
Molecule: messenger RNA, 3790 nt
Organism: Branchiostoma belcheri (Belcher's lancelet)
Lineage: Eukaryota; Metazoa; Chordata; Leptocardii; Amphioxiformes; Branchiostomatidae
Product: anillin-like
Exons: 19
Coding region: 154-3303 (1049 amino acids)
Biological process (GO): mitotic cytokinesis; septin ring organization; actomyosin contractile ring assembly
Cellular component (GO): actomyosin contractile ring
Source: RefSeq, a predicted model, not a curated record